CAGAUCCAGCACCGAUGGCUGGCCCUGGGCACCAGCAUGGCUGAUUUCUGGUCCUGGAUCCUCUUUGAAGGCUCCUCCCAGGCACCCCAGGCAUGUCUGUUUGUGUCUUUCCAGCUCUUUUUGUAAAGGUCUCAAGGGCAAGAACAGGGACUUUGGCUGCGAAGCCUCAAGAUAGCGGCCUAUUCACUUGUCCUGUCCAGGAGGACCUGGCCACGGAAGGGUCGUCCUCUGCUGCUGACCCCCAUCAAAUCCCAUCAUGCCCACAGCCCUGUGCCCCCGAGUCUUGGCUCCGAAAGAAAGCGAGGAGCCCAGGAAAAUGAGGAGCCCACCAGGAGAGAACCCUAGCCCCCAGAGCGAGCUUCCCAGCCCCGAGUCCUCCCGCCGCCUCUUCCGCCGUUUUCGCUACCAGGAGGCGGCGGGCCCCCGGGAGGCCCUGCGCCGCCUCUGGGACCUGUGCCAGGGCUGGCUGAGGCCCGACAGACACACCAAGGAACAGAUCCUGGAGCGACUGGUGCUGGAGCAGUUCCUGGCCAUCUUGCCCCGUGAGAUCCAGGGCUGGGUGCGGGCCCAGGAGCCCGAGAGUGGUGAUCAGGCUGUGGCGGCCGUGGAGGCGCUGGAGCGGGAGCCUGGGCGGCCCUGGCAGUGGCUCAAGCACUGUGAAGACCCCGUGGUGAUUGAUGAUGGUGAAGGCCCUCCAGACCGAGAGCCGGAGCGGCUGCCGGCAGAAGCCCAGAGCGACCUUGCAAAGAGCCAGGACAGCCAGCCCACGGCCGUAGCACAGGGCCCUGGGCUCCCAAGCAGAACCCCGGGCCAGCCCGGUGGGGAUCCAGUUCUGCAAGAGUCUGCCCUUCUUCAGGAGGCAAGUCUGAGGGACACACAGCAGGUAACCGCCCUGCAGCUGCCCCCGAACCGGGUUUCUCCUUUCAAGGAUAUGAUUUUCUGCUUCUCCCAAGAGGACUGGUCCCUUCUAGACCCUGCGCAGACGGGCUUCUAUGGAGAGUUCAUCAUCGGGGAGGACUGUGGGGUCUCGCUGCCUCCAAGUGACCCGGGCACCCAGCUGCAUCUCUCCCAGGGAGAGGAGAACGAGCCCCGGGUUCCAGAGUUGCAGGAUCUGCAAGGGAAGGACGUGCCCCAGGUUUCUUACUUGGACUUCCCAGGUCUCCAGCCAUUCCAGGUGGAAGAGAGAAGGAAACGGGAUGAGCUGCAGGUGCCCGAGUUCCAGACCUGCCAGCAGACGGCACUCACCCAGAGCACCUGCCCAGCCGGAGGGGAUGCGCUGACCCCCGAGAACGGCCUGGACGAGGAGGUGACCAUCGAGAUCGUCCUGUCCAGCUCUGGAGACGAGGACUCCCAGCUCGGCCCUUACUGCACUGAUGAGCCGCGGGGCCCGGCCGAGAAGCCGCGCAGCCUCCCCGCCUCCCACCGCAGCGGCGCAGAGCCCGGGGACGAGGUGCAGACGUCAUCCAAAAAGUCCUACAUCUGCCCCAACUGCGGGAAGAUCUUCCGCUGGAGGGUCAACUUCAUCCGGCACCUGCGCAGCCGCAGGGAGCAGAAGCCGCACGAGUGCUCGGUGUGCGGGGAGCUGUUCAGCGACAGCGAGGACCUGGACGGGCACCUGGAGAGCCACGAGGCGCAGAAGCCCUACCGCUGCGGCGCCUGCGGGAAGAGCUUCCGCCUCAACUCGCACCUGCUGUCGCACAGGCGGAUACACCUGCCGACGGGUGGACUGGAGCCCGUGGCGAAGACCGAGCCGAACGCGGCGGGGGCCGUGGGCGGGGGCCCGGACGGCCUGCUAGCCUUACAGUGCUGCGACUGCGGGCGGGCGUUCCAGCGGCCGGAACACCUGGCGCGGCACCGCAGCAGCGCGCACCUGCGGGGCACGGCGCAGCCCUUCCAGUGCCGCUACUGCGUCAAGAGCUUCUCUCAGAACUGCGACCUGCUUCGCCACCAGCGCCUGCACUUGAAGCGCCGCUCCAAGCAGGCCCUUAACUCCUACUGAGGCGGCCCGGCCUGGCCCCUCCCGCGGUGCACCUGCCCGGGACAGAAGCUCCGUCCUCCCAUUCUUCGCUCUCAGGUAGAAAUGAGAUAGUGGCCGACUGAGCAUGCGCUCUGUCUCGGCCGUGCCAAAAAGCGGGGAGGGCGCGUCUCCACCAGCUGUGACUCUUCAUCUCUGCAGGUCUUAGAGAACAGUCACUCCAGAGCUUCCCUGGCAGGGAGGGAUGGGACCACCCCCCGGGGUCUGGCCCUUGCCAGCCAGUGUCAAGUACACUCCCUUCCCCUGUACUGAGGUCUGGGGGUACCUGCACUGCUGUCUGGCAGCAAGAAGCUUGGGGUGUGCUGAUGGGCUGAGGGUGGCAAUAAGGCAGGGCCUGUGGGCCUGUGACCACAGGGCCAAACACACCAGGCCACAUCCUGUCAUCAGAAGGCUGAGUCUCCAUCACCUCUUGGCCCAUAGAAACAACCCACUGCUAUCAGGCAGCCCUUUUCAGGCUCAAACCGUGCUGGGGGGCUUUAUAGCUCCUGCAGAAGGGAAACUCCUACCCUUUUAUUUGUGAUGGUGUCUGCUUAUUAGGGAACAGGAGCUUAUCUAAGGCAAAGCCCCAUUUUAAACUGUAGCACACCCGCCCCUAAAUGCUGUUUCCUUGUACCCUUGAAGGGUCUCCAUAGGUGGUUUUGGGUGGACGUGCAGUCCAUCAAGUCCAAGAAGGGGGGGACGCUCAGCCCCCAGUGAGGGUGUCCUGUUGUGUUUGUCUGGGUGAGCUGAGCCGGGAAAACAGAACCUCACGUGAAGUCAUGCUCAUGCUCUGGGUAUGUGACUUAGUGUGCUGGUUGUGGUCGUUUGCAAGGGCUCCUGCAGAAACCAGAUGCCUUAAACAACAAAGGCAUCAUCUCAGUUCUGAAGGCACAAGUCCAAGAUCAGGGUGGCCGCUCCCAGGGGAGGGUUUAUUUCAUGCGUCGCCUGUCGCCUGUCCCCGCACCCCAGGGCUUGCUGGCAAUUGUUGGUACUGCAUGGCUUCCAGAAGCAUCACCCCAGCUCUGCUGUAUUCUCACAUGGUGCUCUGUGUGUGUGUCUGUCCCUUUCUGGAAGGACUGCAUCCAUAUCUAAGGUCUGCCCGUCCUACUCCCGUAGACUCCCGUCUUAACUAAUUACACCUGCCGUGGCCUCAGUUCCAAAGAAGGUCACACUCCAGUGUGCCAGGGUUAGAGUUGUGGGGGUUGGGGACACAGUUCAGCCCACAAUACCACAUGGUCACGUAAUGGUCUCAUCCCCAAUCCACACAAGAACCAAUACAAACACUGUAGCUAGCUCUUCCUUCAACCGGAAGCACUAUUCAGACCCAAGCUGCUGCUUUCAGGGCGGGGUGUCCUCUGCACAAGAGCCUUCAAAGUUUGUAGCCUGGCAUUCUGGAUGGGGAGUGGAAUCUCAGUCAUGGAUGGCUGUGGUCUUAAUGCUUCUGGGAGAACUGACCAUGUCCACUAGGCCCAGUGACGAGAAGGCCUGGGGACUGGUGAGCAGCUGUGGCCAGUUGUAAAAGCCAGCAACCGGUCAGGUGUUCUGUAUUAUUUAUACACCUGCCAGUGUCUCCUUGUCAUUCACUUCAUUGUCCUGUCAAGACACCACUCCCCCAGACCCAAUGAGAGAGUCCCAAGGUCCUACAGUUAAAUGAUGGCUGUGCCUGUGUAAGGGCAGCUUCAUACCCAGGAACAGUAAGUGUCAUAAAACCAUUUGGUCGUACCCUCAGUAAUAAAUAAACUAUUGGGGCUCUUUGUUUCAGAAGAAUUUGCCUCUUGUAUCAAUCUGCCAGGAAACGGGGAAAAUAAACCCCCCAGAUCUUUUAAGGCUAAUAAGAAAGUGGAAAACUCCAAAUAGAAGCCAGACGUUGUGCACAUUUGUCUCGUCCAGCUGUGCUUUUGCCCAAAGGUCCAUUGGUGAGUGUAUUAACCCACCCACUUAAGACACGUCUACAAGGAGCAUUGCUUCACUUACCUGGUGUAUUUUACAUGUGAAAUCUGAUUGUAAGUAAGGAACAAGUGGAAUGUAACAGAACUGAAACCUAAAGAGAGGCUGUGUGUUUCUUGAGUAUCAAUCAGACAUCGUGAGGCAGCCUCUUGAUUCCCUGACCCAAAGCUGACCAAGGCGCCCAGCAAACCAGGAGUUGACAUUGCUCCUGGGAACCGUCAUGGGUGAUGUAGCUCAAAUCCCAGGUUCAUCUGUGCAGAAGAAGCCAGGGCUGCCUGCAUUGUGGAAAGCUGCAGGUAAUAGGAGGGCUGGCCCACUUGGUUCCUCCCUCCCUCUGUGGGCACUGGGCAGGCAGGUGAGGGGUCUCUACCUGGCCAUGGAGGUUCAGAAGACGAGACUUCUCGUCUGAGAAGCGUCUGCCCUCUCUGUUCCUCUGAUCCCUUGGCAUUGUUCCCACAAACUGAACAGGUGCAUAAUAAAAACUCACUGAAUUAA
Molecule: messenger RNA, 4456 nt
Organism: Panthera uncia (snow leopard)
Lineage: Eukaryota; Metazoa; Chordata; Mammalia; Carnivora; Felidae
Gene: ZNF496
Product: zinc finger protein 496
Exons: 8
Coding region: 257-1999 (580 amino acids)
Biological process (GO): regulation of transcription by RNA polymerase II
Molecular function (GO): RNA polymerase II cis-regulatory region sequence-specific DNA binding; DNA-binding transcription factor activity, RNA polymerase II-specific
Source: RefSeq, a predicted model, not a curated record